GACGGGUCCUCACAUUUUGAAUAUAUUUAUAUGCAAAUUAAAGAAUUUGGCACAACUAGACCUUUUCGAUGACCCCCUGCCAAAAAUGCAGCCAAAAUAGUUGUAGCUGUAAAGUUUGAUGCCGAAGAUCCUCUCCUUCUUCACAAGCUCGAAGGUCAGGUUCAAGUCGUGGCUCGCCUGAUAUUUGAAAAAGCCAACACCGUGCGUCAUCGGGUAUGGCAAAAGCGCAGUUUUGUACGCUUAUUCGUCGUUGCUGAAGAAGAUCAGGUACAGAUUGUGCCGUUGACGAAGCUAGGCGAGAAUAAACGGAAUUCGAUCGUGAAAGACGUCGCGGGCGCAAAGCCUGUAUAGACCGAUGCCGACACGCAUCUCAAGGCGAGUUUCGGAUGCCUUCUCAGCUUUAAUCAGUAACCAACUCCCUCUACGAAGUUAGUUACCUCUAUUAAUAAUCUAGAAUCGAGAGAUAUGAAGUCUGCGACGGAAAAUACGCACACGUACUAAUAAGCCCUGAGCAAGCUAUCAGCGCCGAAUUCAAGGCCGUUUAGAGAGACCCGGGCUUCCAUAAACGGAUCGGGCUUUUCGCAUUGACGAGCUACACAUGGUCGGGGAAUGGAGAGAAAUCGGGGAGGAAUUUACAUAGCUGCAUUCUUUGAGGGCCUUGUUGGCUCGCGGUUCCUUGGUUUGGUUGAAGAGCCUCUCGUGCGAGGGUAUAUCUUUAUACCCUCAAGUAUGCCGGCUUCGAUCAACAUCGCCUCAAAAUCAUCAGGACCUCUGUUGAUAGGCCGGAAAUCUCCGUCGUUGUACAACUCUCGUGCGAGGGUAUAUCAAUGACUUUAGGCGCCUGGAUUUUCUUCUCGCGGGAGCAACAAGCGCCACGGUCAAGGAGAUUCUAAAGAUCAUCGUUUAUAUCGACAGCAAGUCGAGGCUCUUGGAAGCUCGGUAUUUCUCAUGCCGGUAUACACAAGAAGUGUGUGGAAGCUCGAUAUUUCUCAUGCCGUUAUGCACAAGAAGUGUGUGGAAGCUCGGUAUUCCUGUUGUUAUGCACAAGAAGUGUGUAGAAGCUCGGUAUUCCUCAUGCCGUAUUCAAGAAGUGUGUGGUUUUCGAAAGAGUUUUCUAGAAAGGUUAUCCAGCGUUACGACGCUGAUGUCUGCGAUGCUGAUAAAGACGUCAUUUUCAAUAGCUUCGCCUAGAUCGAUACAGACUGCCAUAUUGUGAGGCGACGGUCUCUCUUAAUGGGAAUAGAUCUUCCUGACAUUAUUCGCGUGGUCUAAUUUGGCCUGCCUCGCACCCCGAGCUCGUUAACAGAACACGCCCGCCGUUACAAGCCGGCUUCAAACGAUGACUUAGUCGACCGGGAUCCUGAAGACGAUGAGGCUGCUAGCCAGGCCAGUCAAGGAAGUCAGCUCAGUCAAACAUUAC
Messenger RNA from Lasiosphaeria miniovina, 1420 nucleotides. RefSeq lists its product as uncharacterized. The record is from RefSeq and is a predicted model, not a curated record. The transcript has a single exon. NCBI's taxonomy places the organism in Eukaryota, Fungi, Ascomycota, Sordariomycetes, Sordariales, Lasiosphaeriaceae. The coding region runs from base 949 to 1191 and encodes 80 amino acids.